This is a messenger RNA of Chrysochloris asiatica (Cape golden mole), 1206 nucleotides long. RefSeq names its product glyoxylate reductase/hydroxypyruvate reductase (gene GRHPR). NCBI's taxonomy places the organism in Eukaryota, Metazoa, Chordata, Mammalia, Afrosoricida, Chrysochloridae. Gene Ontology annotation, molecular function: glyoxylate reductase (NADPH) activity; NAD binding; hydroxypyruvate reductase [NAD(P)H] activity. The record is from RefSeq and is a predicted model, not a curated record. The coding region runs from base 3 to 989 and encodes 328 amino acids. The transcript is spliced from 9 exons. Gene Ontology annotation, cellular component: cytosol.
GGAUGAGGCCAGCGCGACUCAUGAAGGUGUUCGUCACCCGCAGGAUCCCCCCGGAGGGCAGGGCCGCACUCGCAAAAGCGGCAGACUGUGAGGUGGAGCAGUGGGAUUCCGAUGAGCCCAUCCCCAGAAAGGAGCUUGAGCGAGGUGUGGCUGGAGCCCAUGGCCUGCUUUGCCUUCUCUCUGACCGUGUGGACAAGAGACUCCUGGAUGUGGCAGGAGCUAAUCUCAAAGUCAUCAGCACGCUGUCCGUGGGCACUGACCACUUGGCUUUGGAUGAAAUCAAGAAGCGUGGGAUCCGCGUGGGCUAUACCCCUGAUGUCCUGACGGAUGCCACCGCCGAACUCGCAGUGUCCCUGCUGCUUACCACUUGCCGCAGGUUGCCGGAGGCCAGUGAAGAAGUGAAGAAUGGUGGCUGGACCUCAUGGAAGCCCCUGUGGAUGUGUGGCUACGGCCUCACCCAGAGCACCGUGGGCAUCAUUGGGCUGGGCCGCAUAGGCCAGGCCAUUGCUCGGCGCCUGAAACCAUUCGGAGUCCAGAGAUUUCUCUACACAGGACGUCAGCCCAGACCACAGGAAGCAGAGGAAUUCCAGGCAGAGUUUGUGUCUGCCCCCCAGCUGGCUGCCAUGUCUGAUUUCAUCGUGGUGGCCUGUUCCUUAACACCUGCAACCAAGGAGCUCUGCAACAAGGACUUCUUCCAGAAGAUGAAGAAAACCGCUGUGUUUGUCAACAUUAGCAGGGGAGAUGUGGUGAACCAGGACGAUCUGUACCAGGCCUUGGCCAGUGGUCAGAUUGCAGCUGCUGGACUAGAUGUGACCACCCCAGAGCCACUGCCUACAAACCACCCUCUCCUAACUCUGAAGAACUGUGUGAUCCUGCCCCACAUUGGCAGUGCCACCCACGGGACCCGCAACACCAUGUCCCUGUUGGCAGCUAACAACUUGUUGGCUGGCCUGAGAGGGGAACCGAUGCCCAGCGAGCUCAAGCUGUAACCUGAGAGGAGACAUGGAGGUCCGGAAGCCAAACAGUGCCCUGGCAUUCUCAGAUGUGACCAGGCUUGAUUUGGACCCACAGGACGGGAGCUAGGGGAGAGUCUGACCUGUACUGAUCCUGUAAAGGGAACACUGGUGCCAGUGAACGUUUGCCACUUUUGUGGUUGGAGAUCAUCUGAGCCAAAAGCAUACAAUUCCAUUAUUAAAUAACUCUGAG